This is a messenger RNA of Plectropomus leopardus (leopard coralgrouper), 1260 nucleotides long. RefSeq names its product tumor suppressor 2, mitochondrial calcium regulator b (gene tusc2b). Gene Ontology annotation, biological process: regulation of mitochondrial membrane potential; inflammatory response. Lineage: Eukaryota; Metazoa; Chordata; Actinopteri; Perciformes; Serranidae. The record is from RefSeq and is a predicted model, not a curated record. Gene Ontology annotation, cellular component: mitochondrion.
GACCGUGUAACGUUAGUUAGCAUAAACAGCUAGCGCAGCUGUGUGUGUUAUCUUGUACAGAUUUAGGAAACCACCAAGAAAAAUUCAUCUAACAACAUUUCACAUCUAAGACCGCAGAGAACUCCACUUUAGGUUUCAUAUCCUGUAGGUCAUAUUUCAUCUGGUGCAGUAACACUGUAACACUACUGGCAGUCCUGUGACCCAAGAAAAUAAUGUGCUGCAGCUGAAGAUGGGUGGUAGCGGCUCCAAAUCCAAAGGAUUUUGGCCUUUUUCUGGCUCAGGUAGUACGGACGAUCCAACCAAAGAUGGAAACGAGCAGUCAAUGGCAAGAGUUCGAAGUUUCGCAAGUGCAACACCUUUUGUGUUUACUAGACGAAGCUCUAUGUUCUUUGAUGAAGAUGGCGACUUGGCCCACGAGUUCUAUGAAGAGACAAUUGUGACAAAAAAUGGACGUAAAAAAGCCAAGCUGAAGAGGAUUCAAAAAAACCUAACACCUCAGGGAAUUAUAAAGCUGGACAUCCCUUGCAUCCAUGUAGAUUUCCCAGUUGUCCUCUGUGAAGCCUGAUGACACCUGAGCAGCGUCUCAGACAAGCCACUGUGUCAACUCCGUCCUGUGGUUUCCCCUACAGCUGGAAGCCUGAACCACCUUUUAAAAUAACGUGAUCUCUUGAUAUAUUUGAUGCCCUAAUGUGGACAGGCUGAUGCAAUGUGUGCUGAGCCUCUGCAUGUGAUCUGUUUUGGCUUGUGUGCAGUUAGACACAGAAUAGGUCACCAAUGGAGAUCUAGGAGGGUGCCAAGAUGGCACAAAACCUACUCAGUUUACAGAUCAUGGUUUGUGUGCAUGUAAGCGUGAAUGUGUGCGCAGACACGGGAUGAAAUGUGACCAGAAUUUAUUGCUGCAGAUUGUUUUCUGAUAUGAUUGAUUGAACUCUAGGAGUUUGAGGAGAAUGUAAGCGGUUCUUCCCUCUGUCACGGUCAUAUCUACAGCGGUAAAGUUUUAAGUGCACACUUUGUUUUUUUUUUGUUUAUUGACACCAUCAUGACUUGCUUUAUUGUGCAUGGAACAGGAUCUGCUUAUCGGUAAUAGCCUAAGGAGUUGACAAUCAGUGGCCGACAAAAUCUAAAGUGGAUUGAUGUCGUAUGUUGGAUGGACUGGCUUCAGUGACCUCAGACCCACACAUGUACACAGCAGCAGUGAGUCUAAUAAGAGAUCCUGUUGUUUUAUUUGCUGCUUUGGCAUAACAUGUUUCACUUUUAAUU